CAUUUUAAAUACCUGGUUUAUUGGUUCCUUUCGAAGUUUCGAAGCGAUUUUAAACGUGCUAUUAAAUAUUAAUUAUCAAUUAAAACCCGUUUGAUUAGUCUCAUCAAACAGUGUAUUUUACUUCAUUUCACCGUACCUUUUUAACUCUAGGCAAUUAAAGUAUAAGUCUUGCUGCCAAAAGAUAGCGCUGAAAUAAAAUCAUGUACAAGAUUAUGUAAACAGUGCACGAAGAAUAGACAUAGAGCACGAGUAUUUAACUUUUGCGCACUAUUUUGUAAGUGAAUUAAAGUGGCCCAACAUUCUCUCGAGGCUACUGCGCAUGACUUUCUGACUGCUCGUGUGAAGUAGGCUCGGCCUAAAUGUUUUCAUCCCGUUCGAAAGCGAAAUUGGCCUCGAACGGCCGCCGAUCGAGGGUAAAAGAAGGCGAGAAGUCUAAGCCGUCGAUGCGUGUAUUGUUACGACCGCUGAGUAAACGGGCAUUUUAGAGGUGUGCGGAUUUUGGCGGCGAUCGGGAGGAGCUUCCGCUACGCCUCGCGUGUCACUAGGCCCGCUGACCCACAUUCGCGAGACCGCUCGCUCGAGGAAGUGCGCGCAUGAAAUUCGGCAUAGGAUUUCUGUUUAUUGCACCGAUUAUUCAACGCAACGCAGCGCCGCAUCGUGAUCUCGGGGCCAAGGAGCGUAUAUCUGACAGGCACCUGUGCGAGUGUGUUUUUUGGCUUUCACGUUGGCAAGUCGUCUUCACCGAUGUCUUCCCUAUGCGUUAGGUUUUUUAACCCCAGACCGAUCCAUAAAACAGCUUUAUCAUGAGCUCCAGAGACAGGGAUGAUUGUAGUGUUUUUGAUGGGCUGAUGGAGGAAGAUGAGAAAGAUAAGGCAAAACGAGUUUCAAGAAAUAAGUCGGAGAAGAAAAGGCGAGACCAGUUCAAUGUUCUCAUUAAAGAGCUUGGCACCAUGUUGCCCGGAAAUACGCGCAAGAUGGACAAGUCUACAAUAUUGCAGAAAAGCAUAGACUACCUGUGCAAGCACAAAGAAAUUGCUGCACAGUCUGAGUCGAGCGAGAUCAAGCAAGAUUGGAAACCUCCAUUUCUUUGCAAUGAGGAGUUUACACAGCUGAUGCUCGAGGCGCUGGAUGGGUUCUUCAUAGUGAUGCUGACAGACGGCAACAUCAUUUACUCCUCAGAAAGUGUAACUUCUCUGCUUGAGCAUUUGCCUUCGGAUAUGGUGGAUCAGAACCUUUUAAACUUUCUACCAUUGGGGGAGCAUGCAGAAGUCUAUAAAGUGCUGUCCUCACACCCAGACAUUGAAAACCUCAACUCUGAUUACCUCAAAUCCAAGAACCAGAUGGAGUUUUGUUGUCAUAUGCUCCGAGGUUCUGUGGAUCCCAAGAAACCGCCUGUGUAUGAAUAUGUCAAGUUUAUUGGCAAUUUUAAGUCACUCGCCAACAUGCCUCUUGCAACCCGAAAUGGCCUCGAGGGAAUUUUACAGCACUCGUUGCAGCCUGCCUUCGAUGAUAAAGUCUGUUUUAUCGCGACCGUGAGGCUCGCCAAACCCCAGUUCAUCAAAGAGAUGUGCAUGGUAGAGGAGCCCAAUGAAGAAUUCACAUCUCGACACAGUCUGGAGUGGAAAUUCCUCUUAUUAGAUCACAGGGCGCCUCCUAUCAUUGGCUAUAUGCCCUUUGAGGUGUUGGGAACGUCAGGCUAUGACUAUUAUCAUGUAGACGACUUGCAUUCAUUGGCCAAAUGCCACGAGCAUUUAAUGCAGUUUGGAAAAGGGAAAUCGUGUUAUUAUCGCUUUUUAACAAAAGGGCAGCAGUGGAUUUGGCUUCAGACUAACUACUACAUCACCUAUCACCAGUGGAACUCAAGACAGUUCAUCGUGUGCACGCACACAGUUGUGAGUUAUGCUGAGGUGCGAGCGGAGCAGAGGAGAGAGAUGGGUAUAGAGGAAUCUCCCCCUGAGCUGCCCGGAGAUAAGUCUCAGAUUUCUGGCUCUGAAUCGGAGUUAAACACCUCCAGACUGAAGGAGGUUCUGGAGCGCUUCAGUAACAGUCGCACACCGUCAACCUCCUCAAGGAGCUCCCGCAAGUCUUCACACACCGCCGUGUCUGACAACACCUGCACCUCAACUCCCUCUAAGCUGCAGAUGGACGUGAGCACUUCACCCCGGCCCGCCACCGUUGACAUGACACCCCAACGUCGCUCUUCUAUCAGCACCCAGUCCAUGAGUUCUCAGAACACCAAUCAGACUGAAUCUCCGGUCCAAAUCAACCAACAGCAACAAUCUCAACCACAGCAGCAGGUUCAGCCUAAUGCCCUAUUCUCUGCGCAGUUGAACGCAAUGCAGCACCUCAAGGAGCAGUUGGAGCAAAGGACGCGCAUGAUCGAAGCUAACAUUCACAAACAGCAGGAGGAACUGAGACAGAUUCAUGAGCAGCUCCAGAGGGUGCAGGGACAAGGCCCUCAGAUGAUACUGCAGCAGUCGGGUGCUGGACUGAGUGUACAGUUGCCGCAGGCUGGAGGAGCACAGACUAACAUUUUAGGGAUUGGAGCGCAGACCGGGGUUGUAACUAUACAGGGCCAAAAUGUGACAAGUACAGCACAGAGCGGGACUGUUCCACAGCAACAAGCCGUUUCACAGCAACAGGUUCCUCGGUCCCUGCCGCAGGGCUCUUCUGUUACACAGUGCGGUCCUGUGUAUAAUACCAUGAUGAUCAGCCAGCCCGCCAAUGCAAGUGUUGUGCAGAUACCCAGCAGUCUGGCAUCAAAAAUAAAUCAGGGAAAUGCAAUCAACAGGUUUCCUGCCGGGCAGCAGUUGGUUACUAAGAUUGUGACGGCUCCAAUGGCAUGUGGCACCGUCAUGGUACCCACAACAAUGUUUAUGGGUCAGGUUGUCACGGCUUACAGUCCGUUUGCACAGCAACAAGGUCAGACACAGACCAUAGCUCUGCAGCCUCAGUCAACGGUUCCUGCAGAACAGCAGGCUCAAACUACCACAAGUCAACAACAGGGGGCGACACAGCAACCAACAAAGCAGCAGCAACCAUUUUUACAGAGCACACGCCUUCUUCAUGGCAACCAGUCCACACAACUGAUCCUGCAGGCUUUCCCUAUUCAACAGCAAGGUACAUUUCCUCAAUCACAACAGCAGCAGCAGCAGCAGCUGAAACCACAGACUCAAAAACAGCAGAAAGCAACCCCUUCUCGUCAGACUGACAGCACUAGUGCCAAGACUCAGUAACAAGGAUGAAUGCAGCAGUCAGUCCGAUGGAGGAGCCGGCUAACAUAGUCUGCUCUAGGAGAUUAUUGGUGCUGUAUUUCAUUUUGAAAUCUCUACAAUAAAACCGCUCUUCCUGGAAGCACCUUAGAAGAUUUUAAGACAAGAAACUCCCUCAACAUGGCAGCUGCGUGGAACACAACACCACCAGAUGGACGCUGUGGCAACCGUGCGGAGCGUUUCACCAGACCAACAGGUGGUUGCCAAACUCAUUAUUUAUUUCAACAGCAGAAAGCGUAGGAUUGCUGGCCUUUGCAUGGUCUUUGCCAAACAGAAACCCUGUUCUCAGUCUUUCACUGUAAACAGCCCAAAGAACUGAGUUUGUACAGUCUUGUGUACAAUACCAUGUAAAUACACAACCGUAAAGGAACAAAGCAAGAUACGGAAUAUUUUAUAUGCUGCAUGAAAAGUGUAAACUUUCAUUUGUAAUUCCAGUUUUAUGAUUUCCAUUUGUAAGUAUUAUUUUAACGUUUUUAUAUUAUGCAUAUAGUGAUGCUUCCUACUUUUAACCCUUACCUGACAAUGGUCUCUUCAUGUAUAGUUAUUGCGUUUAGUUUUUUUUUUUUUUUGGUUUUGUUUAGUUUUUUUGUGGGGAGGGAUUAUUAUACCCCAUUGUCCCUGACAUACAAAAAAAAUAUCCAGUUUACAUUGAGUUGUAAUUAUCACACACAUUUGAUGCAGAAGAAUCAAAGUUGAUGGUUUUAAGUGCCAAAAUUUAGCUGCUUUGUUUAAAAAAAAAAAAAAAAAAAUCUACAUCUAGCUUUUUGUUGAAUGUUGAUUUGCUUUUUAGCCAAGUCAUAUUAGUCCAGUAGAAUGUUUUUGUGCACCUUUCCCCUUUACUUAUAGCACUUAUUGUGUUCAUACACACUAAAAUAGUCCAUUCUGCUAGUAAUUGUGACCUAAUGGUCUUUUAAGUUACUUUGUGUAUGCAUGAACAGUACACGUAUUUCUCAAAUGAGAAUGACACGCCAUGAAUAAGCUUUGAAAUCCUCAUUCAUUUUUGCUUUGUUCUCCCUCAUGGAUUUGGGAGCUAUGCAAGAAGCCACAUCCAGGGCACAGCGUUUCUGUUCGUGUGAUUGAGGACGGUCUAGAGUACUGUGGACCUUUUUAGAUCCCAUUUUCAGGAAAAGAAUGAGUAUAUUGUCUUCUUCCUAUUUUGUUCCAAAGUUGUAAUACGAACCGAAGCAGGGUUAUUGUGCAGCUGUAGAGUCUUAAAAUUAAGAGUGAUCUUCCUUUUGGUGUGUGUGUGUGUGUGCGUGUAAGAGAGAGAGAGAGAAUUUAAAGUGCGGGAUAUUAUAUCAAUAACAGUUUGUGACACUUCCAGUAUCGCUGUUUUGGUUGCUACUGUGUGUAUUAAGCCCAGCGAUGACCAAUCAGUUCUUGCGUUGCAGUAACUUGGCAUUCUAGAUGUUUCCCCGUUGGCUUGUUGGCUAUAUACCUCAGAAAUGGUUUUAUAUACAAAGUAUUCAAAGCAAUUUUAUUUUCAUAUGGCAAAAGACUUCCGUGUUAACAGAAUUGCUGUGUAUAGACCGGUAGCACUGUUAAAGGUAUAUGGAAACUGAAUAGAUAUUUGACAUUGACUUUUGGAAUUCCAAAAGUGGAGAUGCCCCUUAAAAGUAGAUGCCCAAUUUUAUUUUUGUUUUUGUAGUGUUGUGUUGUGAGGUUUGUAAGAUUUUAUUAUGCACUAAAACCCUCAGUUAUGUUAGCUGUUACUGUUGGAACCAGUGUUUCUCAUAGUGUGUACAAUCAAAAAUGACUUUAAAAAAUAUAUGCCCCCAAAAAAAGCUACUGAUAAGCUGAAGACAGAACCGAUACGAACUUUGGAUGUCCCUGAACAUUUCAACCUUCUGUAUCAAUUAUUAUUAUUGUUGUUAUUGUAUGCAACCAAACGAUUGUGCACUUUUGAAUAUGAUAGUUAUUUGGUUUUAACCCCAGAAAUUUCAUAGGCAUUUGUCCUGAUGAAUAUCAGCAGGUUGAAUGAAUAAUGAAAAAAAAAAAAAUGAAUCGUUACACGAGUCCAAAGGCGUUUAACCCUAAAACGUGUUUAUUUUGCUCCUACUGAAUUGCUGUGCAUUUCAGUGUAAAAUCAUGUUAACAUAAAUGUUUGCCCACAGAUGAUAUUACCUUCAGUGUGAAAUUGUAGGAACUGUCCAUUGUCAGUUUACCAAAAACCUUUUUUUUUUUUUUUUUU
Messenger RNA from Puntigrus tetrazona (Sumatra barb), 5463 nucleotides. It is a transcript of the gene clockb, whose product is annotated as clock circadian regulator b. Lineage: Eukaryota; Metazoa; Chordata; Actinopteri; Cypriniformes; Cyprinidae. Gene Ontology annotation, molecular function: DNA-binding transcription factor activity, RNA polymerase II-specific; E-box binding; protein dimerization activity. Gene Ontology annotation, cellular component: cytoplasm; nucleus; CLOCK-BMAL transcription complex. The record is from RefSeq and is a predicted model, not a curated record. Gene Ontology annotation, biological process: circadian regulation of gene expression; regulation of transcription by RNA polymerase II.